Amphimedon queenslandica is the source of this 657-nucleotide messenger RNA. Its product is annotated as scavenger receptor cysteine-rich type 1 protein M130-like. The record is from RefSeq and is a predicted model, not a curated record. Bases 1 to 657 code for a protein of 218 amino acids. Gene Ontology annotation, cellular component: membrane. Lineage: Eukaryota; Metazoa; Porifera; Demospongiae; Haplosclerida; Niphatidae. The transcript has 5 exons.
AUGUGGGGAACUGUGUGUAGCAAUAACAAUUGGAAUAACAUUGAAACAGAUAUUGCUUGCUUUCAGUUGGGAUAUUAUAGCUACGGUCAUUCAUCCAUCAGAGGGACCACUAGUGGACUGUUUCCUAUCAUUUAUUCUUAUUUCAACUGUCAGGGUAAUGAAGCAACACUGUUGUCAUGUGGUUCUGGACUCCAUUCUAGUAUUCAGUAUUGUACUAACAAUGCCAUUGAAUUAAACUGUGAAGCAAAUUGUACAUCUGGUGACAUACGUCUUGUUGGUGGUGGAUACUAUUAUGGUCGUGUUGAAGUUUGUGUUGAAGGAAUAUGGGGAACUGUCUGCAGAGAUAGCUAUUGGGAUAAUAAUGAAGCUAGUGUUGUUUGUAGGCAGCUAGGAUUCUCUCCUUAUGGUUCAAUUGCUGUUACUUCUUCAUGGAAUAGUGAAGAACGUGGAAUAACUUUAUUAACUGGUUUAAAUUGUAAUGGAACUGAAAAAAGCAUUUUUGAUUGUCUAGUUGAUGCUAAUGCUCCUGUUUGUUCAUCUAAUUGGGCUGAUGCUAAUGUUCUCAUGGUAUUUCAACCUAUUCUAAUUGCACUGAUGGUGAUAUUAGAUUGGUUGGUGGUAGCACAGAAUAUGAAGGAAGAGUUGAAGUUUGCCUAA